Zychaea mexicana is the source of this 1106-nucleotide messenger RNA. RefSeq lists its product as uncharacterized. The transcript is spliced from 3 exons. The coding region runs from base 378 to 962 and encodes 194 amino acids. The record is from RefSeq and is a predicted model, not a curated record. NCBI's taxonomy places the organism in Eukaryota, Fungi, Mucoromycota, Mucoromycetes, Mucorales, Lichtheimiaceae.
GCGAGACCUGCAUUUCUUUAAUAGCAUUAAUUCACCAUGCCCACCUUUGCUCAAUUAAGACUUCAUCAAGCAUGUGUCACUUUUCGACGCAUCGUUAUGGAAGAGAGGGAGACCGUAGAAACUUUCCAAAAGCCGUUAAAUAUUUUUGAAAGAACUAGCCAGAGAUUCCACUUCAUUAGACGGUGUUUCCCUCCUCCUCUUUGCUCAUAUGGUUUGCUUCAAUUAAGCUUAAGAGUCAAAAUGAGGCACCGUCUACAAAUGUGUACUAGGAGCAUGCCACUUCUACAGUUGCGGUCACCUGAUUCUUGUUCCACCUGUAUUGUUACUUUCCUCGAAGUUUUGAUAAAAUAUGAUAUGCAGUCUGUAGCUCCUGGUCAAUGCGCUCUUUUCUUUUGUCAGCCAAUCCCUGCGUGCGCUCCCAUCUUCCCGACUUGUAUUUUUUUUUUCCAAAAAAAAAAAAACUCAUGCCAACUGAACCCCAUGAGGAGGCGGUAACAAAAGAUGGACAACAGCAUUUAAAACGCAUUCCGCGUCGACAAUAUCGCAAAGAACGUAAGCUUGCUGCACGAAAAGCACGUCGUCAGCAGCAUGCAGAACAACGCGAUCGACUGCAACAAGUUAAUGAACAACAGGCGUUAAACGAUCAUUCUGAAUACCUUCAACAAAAGCAAUUGUGGGAAGAACGUGAGCAGCGGUAUGAAUUGAUCAAUGCCGUUCGAAAACGAGCAGAAGAGGCUGAACGAGUAGCAAAAGAGGUGGCAAAGCAAAAAUGGCGCGAAGCUUUAUUACGUAUGCCUAUGCUCCCACCUUCAAUGACAACGAAUACUAGUGAUAGUAUUGACAGUACAGGGAAUCAGGCCAAUAUCCGAAAUAUGCCAAAGUUCGUCAGUAGAGACAAUGGGCAACGGCAAUCCAGCAAAAAAUGGCCAGACAUUGAUGGUGAUACCAUAAAUUGGCCUUGAUAUCCUUUUCGAAAAAGCAAAUGCAUAUAUCCUUAUUAGAAAAAGCAUUCUUAGUCCAAUCAAUCCUACUCAUUAUUUCAUGAAAAAGAAAAUUGAUGGCUGGUUAUCUGUGUAUUUUAUUUUAUCUUGUUUUCUCGAACAUAA